This is a messenger RNA of Parnassius apollo (apollo), 960 nucleotides long. The record is from the annotation of a GenBank genome assembly. Lineage: Eukaryota; Metazoa; Arthropoda; Insecta; Lepidoptera; Papilionidae.
AUGAUGCAAGUAUUGAAUAUUGAAGCAGACACUAGAAGCGUGAACGCGAACAUCCGUUCGAUAUCAGGACAUGAAGGUGGCCAUCGCAACUCCCACAUAAUGCAAUUUUGUUUAGCGAUAACGUGCCUACUUGCGCUUGCAGUAACAAGCAAGGGUGAUGGCACGCUAGACGGGCUCAUCUAUGCCCCGGGACAUUCGUCUCCUGACUACUACUCGUACCCCAGCUACGCAUUUGAUUAUGCGGUGAAAGAUCCCCACACAGGAGACAAUAAAGCACAAUGGGAAAAACGAGAUGGAGACACUGUGAAAGGUGCAUAUUCUCUGGUGGAGCCUGACGGCAGUCUACGAGUUGUAGAGUACUGGGCAGACGCAAAAUCGGGGUUCAACGCAGUCGUAAAACGUGUUGGACCUGUCGCUGCACCGGUUUACAAAGCACCCAUUCCCGUUUUAAGUUACGGAGCUUCAGUUGCCCCUAUAAAUGUAGGUGCAGUAGCGAAAGGAAACACUUUAUCUAAUGCACCUUUCAUCGGCGGCUCUUCGUACGGUGGUGCUGUAUCAUCCGCAGCAGUGUACAAGGCUACGCCAAUAGUUAAAACAGUAGCGCCGGUUACUGAGAUUUUGUCAGAACAGAUUAUAAAAGCUCCUAUCUUGUCACAGCCUAUAACUACUGAACAGUAUCUUAGAGCAUCUUUUCAGAAGCAAAUUCUCAAUGAACCCGUUUAUAAAACAAUGUCCAUCCCGGCAUCAGUGUAUACAUCGAUAGGAAAACCCGGACCAUCAUCAGGAUAUUACGGUUUGGUUGCGCCGUGGAAUAUUCUAAAAGACUCACAGAACCUAAAACCUUACUUAGGAGAAGGUUUGAUGCAAGAUUCAUUGCUUGAUUUGGGUUCCAACGAUGACAUUGGAUAUGGUCAACUUUCGUCUUCGUGGGAUUCAUUGGGUAUAGGAUGGAAACAUUGA